This is a messenger RNA of Pichia membranifaciens NRRL Y-2026, 396 nucleotides long. RefSeq lists its product as hypothetical. The record is from RefSeq and is a predicted model, not a curated record. The coding region runs from base 1 to 396 and encodes 131 amino acids. NCBI's taxonomy places the organism in Eukaryota, Fungi, Ascomycota, Pichiomycetes, Pichiales, Pichiaceae. The transcript has a single exon.
AUGGAUUCUACAACUCAAGCCCAAGCAGGUCCUGCACUCUCAAAAGAGACCUUAAGAGAGGUCAUUCCAAUAGACCCAGGAAAGGGAAAGAGAGUUGGUGGUAAAAACUGGAAGGUUGAAAAGAAAGCUUUCAGGAUCAAGUCAUUGGGAACUGGCUCUUCUUGGAAACAGAAACAAGAGCAAAGAUUGAGGGAUCAGGAUGCAAGAGCAAGGUUAAAGGAACUUCAGGACGAAAAGGAAGCCGCCAAGAAAGCCCAUAUCGACAGGAUAAAGGAGAAGCGUGAGAAAAAGGCUGAGCAAGAAAGAUAUGAAAGACUUGCCACUGUGAUGCACGCAAAGAGAGUCGAAAGACUCAAGAGAAGAGAAAAAAGAAAUAAGUUGUUAAAAGAGCGUUAA